AUGGGUUUCCAAAUAGAACGCUUUCCAGCCAUUAUUCUCGAAGGUUUAGCUUUUGUGCUAGAGCCCAACGACCUUUUUCAACUUGCUCUUUGUAGCAAGUCACUUUACCAACUCUUUAUGAACAAUAACCUCUGGAAAGCCAAGACUGUAAACGACUUUGGCGACUUGUUCCAAGUUUAUACCAUCUUCACGACAGCCACAGGACUGACACUCGAGUCUGGACUAGCUGAAAAAUUCAGUCAAGAACCUACUGACUGGCGCGCCUAUUAUGUUCAAAAGAACAAAGCAGCCAAUACAGAAGAAGAUACCGCUUUAAUGGACCAAGCAGAUACAGAAUAUGCUAAUGCACAGAAACGACUCGAGACAUUCCAACAAGACGGCAAUGUGGAUACGUUGGUACAAGUGGCAAGCAAAAUGAUGUGGAUUUUGGAUGUGUUUCCAGGACAUGCUGGAUGUUAUUAUAUAUUGGGAUUUAUUUUAUUUGUGCUAAACAAGUUGGAAGAAGCUAUGAUUUUGUUGCAGAUGGGACGAGCUGUUGAUCCUGAAUUUGAACCGAUUGAUGUUCUUGAAGAAGAAAUUGAGCGCAUUGUCAAGGGAUACAAGGGUGAAGAAGAAUUGUUGACUGACAAUCAAUUAUCACGGGCAUUAAAGGAUGUCUUGGUAGAGAUCUUUGACAGAUUUGAUCAAGAUAAAGACGGUGCACUUAGUGCUAAAGAACUCACGCAGUUUAUUCAAAAGACAAACGGUAUUCAACCCCCACCUGCUUUCUUGCGUCAAAUGGGUCUUCGCUUUGGAGCGAACAGCAAAGGCUGGUUAACAAAAGAGGGAUUCUUGGCUUUUUAUUUAGAACAAACAUUAGACGAUCCAUCAGAAACACGUAACGAUUUAGGUGUUCAUGGUUAUGAUUCUCAAUCGUUAAGACAAAAGAUGGAAGAAGAAUAA
Gilbertella persicaria is the source of this 942-nucleotide messenger RNA. RefSeq lists its product as uncharacterized. The transcript is spliced from 2 exons. Lineage: Eukaryota; Fungi; Mucoromycota; Mucoromycetes; Mucorales; Choanephoraceae. The record is from RefSeq and is a predicted model, not a curated record. The coding region runs from base 1 to 942 and encodes 313 amino acids. Gene Ontology annotation, molecular function: calcium ion binding; protein binding.